AUGAAUUCUCUCAACAAACCAAUCGCAAAUGAAACUUCUAAAGAUGAAAAUUUUUCCAAUACCCGAUGCCGAGGACGAGGAUAUUUAAUAAAAAUGAUGGGAAACCACAGUUCUGAAAAACCUGGGAAUUUAUCAUCAUCAAUAUUGCCCACAGAAAAUAUGAAGAACAAUGUUGUAGUGCAUAACCAAGACCUUGUUAAAAAUUCUAGUUUUUCAGACUGUGAAUAUAUUUAUGAGAUCCCUGCGAGAUCAACUUAUAUUCCACCUGAACCCAAUGAAAAUGACAUAUCUAUUUAUGAUGACGGAAUCAGUUCUGGUAUAAAUUUUGAAAAAUUCAAUGAUAUUGAAGUGAAGGUGACCGGAAAAAAUAUACCUGAAGCUAUUGAAAGCUUUAAUCCGUUGAACAAUAUACCAGAACAGUUAAUGGAGAAUAUUAAAAUGUGUAAUUUUGUGAAACCGACUCUUAUACAAAAAUAUUCUAUUCCUAUUAUUUUAUCUGGUAAAGAUUUAAUGGCCACUGCUCAAACUGGUUCAGGAAAAACGGUUGCUUAUGUUUUACCAAUUAUACAAAAAUUGCUCAUGGACCCACGGAUAUUAGUAAAAGAUAGAAAUCAUAGUGAACCCCAAGUUGUUAUAAUGGCACCUACGAGAGAAUUGGCUGUUCAAAUUAAAAUGGUUGUGUUGAAAUUAACAAGAGGUACUGGAAUUUCAUCAUUAGUCUGUUAUGGUGGAACUUUAGUCAGUCAUCAAAAAAAUCAAAUUCUUAAAGGUUGUCACAUACUUGUAGCUACUCCUGGUAGAUUAAAUGAAUUUGUUCAGCAUGGUUUCAUAACAUUUUCAUCUGUGAGAUUUUUUGUGUUGGAUGAAGUUGAUAAGAUGUUAGACAUUGACUUAAAACCGGAUAUUGAUAAAAUUUUAGAUCACUUUUCAAUGCCGUCUAUUAUGGAUAGACAGACAAUUAUGUUGUCAGCAACUUUACCAGAUGCCACUCAGAAUUUAGCAAAAUUCUAUUUAAAUAAAAAUUAUAUAUUUUUAGCAGUUGGUAUUAUUAGUAGCGCUUCAAAAGAUAUAAAACAAACCUUUUGCUUGGUUAAUAGAUUCAAUAAACUUGACAUUUUAUUCAGUAUUUUAAAAAAAGAUUCAGUAGGAACUAUAGUAUUUGUAAAACAGAAAUGGACAGCAGAUUUCCUGGCUACAUAUCUAUGCGAAAAGCAUAUUCCAUCAACAAGUAUACAUGGUGAUCGAUUACAAGAUCAGAGAGAAAUUGCUUUAAAUGAUUUUCGUAACAGAAAGAUGAAUGUACUUGUAGCAACAACUGUAGCAGCAAGAGGAUUAGAUAUAAAAUGUGUGAACCAUGUACUUAAUUAUGACAUGCCUCUGGAUAUUGAAGAGUAUGUGCAAAGAAUUGGGCGUACAGGUAGAAUAGGAAACAAAGGAAUUGCUACAUCUUUAUUUGAUCCUGAUGAAGAUUAUCUUUUGGUGGAUCAAAUUAUAACAAUUCUUGCAUCAGCAAAUCAAGAAAUACCUAAUUGGUUACUUAAACUUGGACGAGAAGCCAGAUAUAAUAAUGCUAAUGAUGAUUUGGAUAAAUUUGGAGGCUCAGAUAUAAGAAUUAUAUCAAAUUCAGUCGACGAAUGCGAAGAAUGGUGA
Macrosiphum euphorbiae (potato aphid) is the source of this 1650-nucleotide messenger RNA. The record is from the annotation of a GenBank genome assembly. NCBI's taxonomy places the organism in Eukaryota, Metazoa, Arthropoda, Insecta, Hemiptera, Aphididae.